AUGGCACUUUUCUCAACUAACAUCAAGCUGCUUGUUGUGCAUCAUGACGCUAUUCUUCUUGAUCAAAUUCAACAAAUGUGUGACCGAUGUCAUUAUCAACUAACCAUAUGCACUUCACCUUAUUACGCUCUUCAUCUUCUUGCCGAAAGAAAUGAUUAUUUUGAUAUGAUGCUGAUUGAUGUUUGUAUGCCAAACAUGGAUUCCUAUGAGUUUCUUCAAUAUGUAACAAUACAACACAGAAUCCCUGUCAUUGUGAUUUCUUCUGAUGGCACAAAAAGUUCUGUCAUGAAUUCUGUAAUUUACGGAGCUUGUGAUUACUGGGUUCAACCUUUACAUGAAAAACAAUUCAAGACCAUGUGGCAGCACGUUGCAAGAAACAAUUUCAAUGAGAAUAAAGCUGAACAUCAAGUUCUUGGAUUCUUGGAUGCUCAAAGCCCUAAAGAAGAUGAAGUUGUUGGAUUCUUGAAAGCACAAAGCCCUAAUGAACCUGAUGCUGUUGGAUUCUUGAAAGCGCAAAACCCUAGAGAACAUGAUGUUGUUGGAUUCUUGAAAGCACAAAGCCCUAAUGAACCUGAUGCUGUUGGAUUCUUGGAAGCGCAAAACCCUAGAGAACAUGAUGUUGUUGGAUUGUUGGAGGCUCUUCAGCAUGAAAGAAAACGGGAGAGAGAAGAUGAUAAGCCUCCAAAAGACAAAAGUGGAAAAAAGAGUCGGUUAUCAUGGACGCCGCAACUGCACCAACAGUUUCUAAAUGCUGUUAACCAAAUUGGCUUUGAUGAGGCAAAACCUAGAAAGAUUCUCAAAAGAAUGGGUAUUUGUGGUUUAACAACAGCUCAGGUUGCAAGUCAUUUGCAGAAAUAUAGAAACUAUUUGAAGGGACCAUCUUGUGGAAAAAAGUCAAACAAAAGUCAAAGAAUGGACACUCCAACUAAAACAGCAUCAGAAACUGAAGAUGCUAACUCAGUGUUACAUCAUGAGAUUGAGGACCAAACUUGUCAACUGAACUCAACCCUUCAAAGUUACAAUAUCUCUGAAACACAACAACAUUCAACUGAUGUUACUGAUUAUCAAGAUUCUGACAUCGGCUAUAAUUAUGAAGCACAAGAGCAUUCAAUUGAUUAUCAAGUUUCCGACAUUAUGUGUGAUCCAUCAGACUUGUCCAUAGAUUAUGAUGAGUUAAUGUCGUUAUUAUCAUGCUAG
This is a messenger RNA of Vicia villosa (hairy vetch), 1197 nucleotides long. Its product is annotated as two-component response regulator ORR26-like. The coding region runs from base 1 to 1197 and encodes 398 amino acids. The record is from RefSeq and is a predicted model, not a curated record. The transcript is spliced from 3 exons. Lineage: Eukaryota; Viridiplantae; Streptophyta; Magnoliopsida; Fabales; Fabaceae. Gene Ontology annotation, molecular function: DNA binding. Gene Ontology annotation, biological process: cytokinin-activated signaling pathway; phosphorelay signal transduction system.